Molecule: messenger RNA, 2586 nt
Organism: Salvelinus sp. IW2-2015
Lineage: Eukaryota; Metazoa; Chordata; Actinopteri; Salmoniformes; Salmonidae
Gene: cog8
Product: component of oligomeric golgi complex 8
Biological process (GO): intra-Golgi vesicle-mediated transport
Cellular component (GO): COG complex
Source: RefSeq, a predicted model, not a curated record
GGUGUUUGCGAGCGACUAGAAUUUUAGACAAAUGCGAAUUAAAUUGCCAUUUAAACGACAUCAGACGCUUAACAUUGUAUUUUAACGAGCUGUUUUCGUAUCCUGUGUAAAGCUGUAAUCGGAGUCGGUAGACGACAAUUCAGAUGAAGUAUUGAAGUGCACAGCUUUCCAAUAUGACCGCUGUGGACGUGGAAGAUGAGAGUAUUCUGGCUUCAAUAUUUAAAGACAGCUUUCCAGACAACUGGAGAGACAACCCCGACUUCGCAGCCUACUUGUCAGAGCUCAGUUCGUUUGGCGUGGAGAAAUUAAACCGUGAACCGGAGCGGUUGGCGGAGGAGAGGGCGCAGAUACUGCAGCAGACCCGGGAGCUCGCCUUCUCCAACUACAAGACGUUCAUCCGCACCGCGGACUGCACCGAGGAGAUUUACCGKGACUUUGGCCGUGUGGAAAGCAGUGUUUCCAAACUCCUCGACAAGUUGCCCAGCUUCGGUGAAAAAUGCAGGUUAGUGGUAAAGUUAGACAAUUACUCUCUGUCCCGGAGGAUGAACAGCCUGACUCUGAACCGCCACACAGAGAUCCUGGAGAUCUUAGAGAUACCUCAGCUGAUGGACACCUGCGUCCGGAAUGGCUACUACGAGGAGGCUCGACUGGCGGCCUACGUCAAGAGACUGGAGAAGAAGCACUCGUCUCUACCUGUCAUCCAGGGAAUCGUCCAGGAGGUGCGUCAGUCAGCUCAGCUCAUGCUGAACCAGUUGUUACAGCAACUACGUAGCAACUCCCAACUUCCUGUGUGCCUGCGUGUGAUGCUCCUGCGCAGGAUGGACGUGUUCACGGAGGCGGAGCUACGGGUCAAGUUCCUGCAGGCGCGGGGCAGCUGGCUCCAUUCCAUCCUGUCCACUGUCCCUGAUGAUGACCCUUACUGCCACGUCACCAAGACCAUCGAGGCGUGUCGCGUACAUCUGUUUGACAUCAUCACCCAGUACAGAGCCAUCUUCUCUGACGAGGACCCCCUGCUGUCUCCCGGUGGUKCGGGCCAGGCGGUGAACGAAGGGGCCAUCUUCCACGGCUGGGUGGUGCAGCAGGUGUCUGAGUUCCUGGUGACCCUGGAUCGAGACCUCCAGAGGGGGGUGGGCGGACGCCUGGACUCCCUGCUGGGACAGUGCAUGUACUUCGGCCUGUCCUUCAGCCGCGUUGGGGCAGACUUCCGCGGCCAGCUGGCCCCGAUGUUCCAGCGCGUGGCGGCCGAGACCUUCCGUCAAGCUGUAGAGGAAGCCGUGGAGACGUUCCGGGASGACAUGAACCUGUAUACUCUGAUCUCUCUCCCCUCUAUGCUGGCUGGGGGCUCCAUGCCAGGUACCGUCCAGCCCCCCAGUACCCAGCCAGGCACCCUCCAGCCCCCCAUGGCUCUGCUGGAUUUCCCUCCUCUGGCCUGCUUCCUCAACAACAUCUUGACGGCCUUCAACGACCUCAGGCUCUGUUGUCCCCUCGGUCUGGCCCAGCAGGUGACCGAGUAUCUGGAGGACGCCCUGGUAAAGGUCACCAAGCUGAUCGUGGCGUUCCACCGGGCUGAAGAAGGCCUUCACGACCGAGAGAAGGACCUGUUUGUCCAAUUCUGCUGUUCCUUCGCUGAGGACAUGGUUCCUUUCCUCAACCGCUGUCUGCAGGUCCUGUUCCCCCAGCACAGCUCUCUGUCAUACUGGGUGUCCCUGCCAACUCAAGUCCACCAGUACAGCAGUCUGGGUUGUAUUGACGUGAGUCCAGUCCUGGAGCCUCUGGCGUUUGUUCUUCCCAAGAGGGAGACGGUGACUCCGAUGGUAGAAGACCUCAGUGUUGAGCUGGACGGUCUCACCACAGCUGAUCCUCAACMGACACUUCCUGUUGACAACCUGGGACUUCCUGGUCUUGAACCGAUAGCAGGCCCGGAACCUGUAGAGGAGGAUCCCAUGGUCUCAUCCACCAUAUCUACUGAGUUUGUGUCCGAGACAGGUCUGACCUCUGACCCUGAACUGGAAGCCAUUUUGAAUGACCCUAACCCUGUACUGGACGACCCAGAGAGACCAAGGGCUGACAGCCACCGUGAAGUACAGGACGACCCUGAGUUGGAGGCCAUACUGAAUCCCCCAAAGCCUGUACUGACCGCCCCAGAACAUAACCCAGUCCUAGAGCCUGUACUGACCGCCCCAGAACAUAACCCAGUCCUAGAGCCUGUACUGACCGCCCCAGAACAUAACCCAGUCCUAGAGCCUGUACUGACCUCCCCAGAACAUAACCCAGUCCUGGAGCCUGAGGUAAACAGUGAGCCAUCAGAGCCUGAGGUAAACCCAGAAGUAGCAGAGAGUUAACCCUCAGGAUUUUUGGCUAGGUAGACUAACAAUAGCCUUGAAUCUCAGUUAUUAUGCAUUUUGACUAGUUAAUUUAACAAUUUACCCUUUCCAGUAAUGUUUCCAAUGCUUUAGCUUGUAUAUACUGCCAUCUAAUCUGGGUAUGACUGGUUUGAGAAUGUGCUUAACUAUGUAAUACAUUUUAAAAUAGUUUAUUUCUACUGUAAGAUGGAUGUUCAUGAUUAAAAUAUAUCCAAAACAGAAA